CCUCCCCCUUCUCGCCGCCUAUUCCCCUCGCCGCUCCCCCGAAACCCUACGUAACCCCCUCGCCCCUCCACCUCCAAAACCCUAGCUUUUCCCAGAAGAGCUUCUCCGGAUCGCGGCGCCCAUGGGGAAGGCGAAGGGGAAGCAGCGCAAGGACAAGUACUACCACCUCGCCCGGGAGAAGGGCUACCGCUCCCGCGCGGCGUUCAAGCUGCUGCAGCUCGACGCGAGCUACCGCUUCCUCUCCACGGCGCGCUCCGUGCUCGACCUCUGCGCCGCCCCGGGGGGCUGGCUCCAGGUCGCCGUCGCCCACGCCCCCGUCGGCGCCCUCGUCGUCGGCGUCGACCUCUGCCCCAUCCGCCCCGUGCGCGGCGCCCUCGCCCUCGCCGAGGACAUCACCACCCAGCGCUGCCGCGCCGAGAUCCAGCGCGUCAUGAACCAGCGCGGCUGCGCCGCCUUCGACGUCGUGCUCCACGACGGCUCCCCCAACGUCGGCGGCGCCUGGGCGCAGGAGGCCACCUCGCAGUCGGCGCUCGUCGUCGACGCCGUCCGCCUCGCCACCGCCUUCUUGGUCCCCAAGGGCACCUUCGUCACCAAAGUUUUCAGGUCACAGGACUAUAGUGCGAUCAUCUACUGUCUCAAACAGCUUUUCGAGAAAGUUGAGGCAACUAAACCAGUGGCCAGUCGUUCCACAUCUGCUGAAAUCUACGUUAUCUGUCAGAAAUAUAAAGCACCAGCAAAGAUCGACCCUCGCCUUCUUGAUGUCAAGUACCUAUUCCAGGGGGCUUUCGAACGGCCCAAGGUUGUGGAUGUGCUUCAUGGGUCAAAGCAGAAGAGAAAUCGUGAAGGGUAUGAGGAUGGGAACACGACAUUAUGGAAAGUAGGUUUAGCAUCGGAUUUUGUGUGGUCUGAAACGCCACUGGAGUUUCUUGGUUCAUUCAAUGCAAUUUCCUUUGAGGAUCCGGCAUGUUUAUCUAUCAAGAACCAUGAAUUAACUACAGAUGAGGUUAAGUCUCUGUGCGAAGACUUGUAUGUAAUAGACAAGAAUAGCUUCAAGCAUCUACUGAAGUGGCGAUUGAAAUUGAGAAAAGCCUUGUCGUCUGCUCAGAAGGUAACCCCAAAAGCUGCUGAUGGUGAUCAGGAAGCAAAAGACAAUGAGGAUGACCAGCUAUUAAAUGAAAUGGAAGAGUUAACAAAUGUUCUAGAUCGGAAGAAAAAGAGAGCAAAGAAGCUUCUUGCAAAGCGCCGUGCAAAGGACAAAGCACGCAAGGCAUUUGGACAAAUUGAUGCUACAGAAGAUAGUUACUUUGACCGUGAAUUGUUUUCUCUUUCGUCUAUAAAGGGUAAGAAAGAGUUGCAAGCUGUUGAAUCCAAUGAGCUUAGUGAAAAAGAAGAUGCCGAUCGUAACCUUGGAGAUAGUGACAGCGAAGAAGCUGAUGCUGUAGCUGAUGGAGAUUCUCCUGAGGAAGUGGAUACUGAUGAAGAACAACAACGGUAUAAUGACCAACUUGAGGAUAUGCUUGAUGAGGCUUAUGAGCGAUAUUUGAAUAGAAAGGGGGGAGGUACAAAACAAUACAAACGCGCAAAACGGAUUGAUCCGAAUGCUGACGAGGACUUGUUGGAGGGAGGUGAAGAGGAUGACAACCUCAUUGAAGCUGAUCAUGACGCCGAUCAAGACCAGGAGAAAGAAUUGAACCCCCUUAUGAUACCUCUGGAUGAAAGGAGCCAGCCAACGAAAGAGCAAAUUAUGGAACAAUGGUACAGCCAAGUUGUCUUUGCUGAAGCUGCCGAAGAUGGCACGCUGCUCAAAAGCGACAGCGAAGGUGAAGAAAGAGAAGAGAAAUCGCUUAAACUCUCAAAAAAAGCAGGAAACAAUGUUGUUGUCCAGCAAAAAGAGUCUAAACCAGCUAAACCUGCACGUCCACAAGCAGAUGAUUUCGAAAUCGUACCCCAAGAUCCUGUUGCAGCGGAAACGAGCGACGAUUCAUCCUCGGAUGAAUCUGAGGAAGAAGAAUAUGACGACUACACGAAAGCCGAAAUCUUGGCCUACGCAAAGAAAAUGUUGAGGAAGAAGCAGAGGGAGCAGAUACUUGAUGAUGCCUACAACAAGUACAUGUUCGACGAUGAGGGUUUACCUAAAUGGUUUGCAGAGGAGGAGAAGAAGCACUGUCAGUCCAUUAAGCCCGUGACGAAGGAAGAGGUGGCUGCGAUGAGGGCCCAGUUCAGGGAGAUUGACGCCCGGCCCGCGAAGAAGGUGGCGGAAGCCAAAGCCCGGAAGAAGCGGGCCGCGAUGAAAAAGUUAGAGAAGGCCAGGCAGAAGGCAGAUUCUAUUGCAGAUCAGACGGAUAUAUCUGAGCGGUCGAAGAGUAAGAUGAUUGACCAGCUUUACAAGAAGGCGAUGCCAAAGAGGCCGAACAAGGAGUAUGUGGUGGCGAAGAAGGGGGUUAGCGUCAAAGCCGGGAAAGGGAAGGUGCUGGUGGAUAGGAGGAUGAAGAAGGAUGCGAGGGUUCGCGGGAUGGGGAAGAAUGGCAAGGGAGGGGGUAGGAAGGGGAAAGCGGCGAAAGGAAAGGGUAAGGGCCAGAAAGGUAAGAAGGGCGCAUAUGUCGCUGGGAGAAAGGCGGGUAAAGGGAACAAGAGGAGCAAAGCUAGCAUGCAGGAUUAAAAUUGAGAUGCCGCUAUGACCUAACCCUUUACUUGCUUGCUUCUUUUUUCUUUUGUUUGUUUCACGGGAUGGUUGCUAAGACAAAUUUUCCAAUUUUGGUCGCGGAAGAUGAUGAGAAGCAGAUAGGUUUUUGCUCAGUAGGGUUUUAUGGCUUGUUUAUUUCUCUUUAGUUCCUCUUUAUGCUAAGCUUGUAACCGCAUAUCCGAAAGAGAAUAAUCUCAGAGAGCCUGCGGUAUUGACUAUUAAGUUAUAGACUUUGCAAAUGCUAUUUGUGAGCAAAGAAUGUCCAAGUGCUCCAUAAUGCUUAUAUAUAUAUGUAUUGUUUUUGCUGCCGACAGCAUUUUGUCGAA
Ananas comosus (pineapple) is the source of this 3009-nucleotide messenger RNA. Its product is annotated as putative rRNA methyltransferase. Lineage: Eukaryota; Viridiplantae; Streptophyta; Magnoliopsida; Poales; Bromeliaceae. Bases 122 to 2659 code for a protein of 845 amino acids. Gene Ontology annotation, cellular component: preribosome, large subunit precursor; nucleus; nucleolus. The transcript has 11 exons. The record is from RefSeq and is a predicted model, not a curated record. Gene Ontology annotation, biological process: maturation of 5.8S rRNA from tricistronic rRNA transcript (SSU-rRNA, 5.8S rRNA, LSU-rRNA); maturation of LSU-rRNA from tricistronic rRNA transcript (SSU-rRNA, 5.8S rRNA, LSU-rRNA); rRNA methylation. Gene Ontology annotation, molecular function: rRNA (guanine) methyltransferase activity; rRNA (uridine-2'-O-ribose)-methyltransferase activity.